GCAAAGCUGCGAGCCCGACUUCGCAGGGGCCCUGGCUGAGAGCGGCGCGAGCAGGCGCCUGGCCUUGGCGGCCGCCACAGCGCAGCUGGAGCGGGCCAUCGCACUGCAGAACCAGGCGGGCGUGCUAUUGGAGGUGGGUCGGCUGCGCCUUCUGCAAGCGCAGGCGGCGCAGGCGGCCCUCAAUUCGGAUGCCGAUGGCCAUCAGCAGGAGCCUGCUCGCUUCGUGAUGGCUGCCUUUGGGGCCUGGAUGAAAGCUCUAGGAAUUUGCCCGGAAGCUCUGUCUGGCAG
Messenger RNA from Symbiodinium pilosum, 288 nucleotides. The record is from the annotation of a GenBank genome assembly. Lineage: Eukaryota; Dinophyceae; Suessiales; Symbiodiniaceae.